Messenger RNA from Sclerotinia sclerotiorum 1980 UF-70, 1359 nucleotides. RefSeq lists its product as hypothetical. The record is from RefSeq and is a predicted model, not a curated record. NCBI's taxonomy places the organism in Eukaryota, Fungi, Ascomycota, Leotiomycetes, Helotiales, Sclerotiniaceae. The coding region runs from base 1 to 1359 and encodes 452 amino acids. The transcript is spliced from 2 exons.
AUGGCAGCAACGGAAUUAGCACAGCAACAACAAUCUCCUCCAAAUUCACAACCACAUGAUCGAGUAGGAGGACGUCGCAGACCAUUUUCAACAUGGAUGAAGAAAUUCACCAAUUUCAAAAAUGGCUCUUCAACGGCAGAUUCCAAUCAAGCCACUAAUCCCAAACGAAAUCAAAAUACAAAGUCGAGCUUUAAGAAACCAUCUCCCUCAAAGAAUAACAACCCAUACCCCGAAUCUGGUCGCAUCAAUGGUAAUGCUACUGCGCCGCCUGCUUCUGCUUCUGGCAGUCGACAUUUGUCAUUUUCCACCGCCCCAACCGGAAACUCCGUCAGCACGUCAUCUUUAGAAAGAAGUCGAAGAUCAACUCGAUAUUCCGAAGAUGGACAUUCACCACCAACAAUUGGAAAUAAAUCGGUGGCCCCUACGACGGGCGAGGAACAUGAUAUUGCACGAUCCGAUAUAGCAGCCUCUCAUGCGCCAUCAUCCGGAGAAGCUACAAAUGCUACCAUUGGAUGCGGGGUCAGUACUGGCAGAGGUGCUGAUAGUACAUUUUCUUCCCCAGCACCAUCUGUUAGAUCCUUAACUACAACUCUUACGACUAUACAUUCCGCUGGAGCUCCUGGUGUUACUGUUUCGCAUAAUCAUGCCUCGAAUAAUACACAAGGCAUUCAAUUCACACACCAAUUUCCUACCUCCCCACCUGCGACAGCCUUACCUGCACAUUUGGCCCCACAAGGUAGUGGUGGACACCCUGCAACGUACAACACAGCAACAGCAAACAAUCUGCUCACAGAUAACGCAUCUAUCUUAACCCUGGCUUCAUCUUCUAAGCGAAGACGCAGAAGAUCCAUGGAUACUGAUGCAUCUGUUCGUGCUUUGGCCCCAUCUUCGGUAUUUGGUGGUAGUCGGGAAAGUCUUCCAUUGAGUGUUUUGAGUGCUACAAUUGAUGGUGCUCCUAUUACAUCUCCAACUGGUCUUUAUCAACCACGUCCUAUCGGCAAUGAGAGAGCUAGCAUUUAUUCUUCGACCGGCGUAGCUCCAGCUUUACCGAGUGAAAGAAAUAGUUAUUAUGCCAAUAAACAAUCUUUGGCAAAUGAUGGUGGAAGUGUGAAGAGUGGAUUAUUAGGACAUGGUAGGAAUGAUAGUAUCUCUGGAAGUAUUGGUGGUAUUAUUGUUCCAGGAAGCCCUUUGGCCAGUCCACGAGACCCUACAAGUUCCACAGGAAGGUUAAGUCGAAGCAAUUCAGGUUGGGGAGAAAAUGGUGAACUUGUGGUAAUGGAUAGGAUAGAAGCUUUGGAGCGUGAAGAUACGAGAGACAAAAUUGUGAAAGAAGAAAAGGAAGAAGAGGAUGAAAAGUGA